AUGUCGCAACGGCCUCCACAGGCCACUGUUGAUUCCAAUGCAAAUGAUGCAACCCCUAAGAAGAGUUUCCGACUCCCCGCGAUCCUCGAUCACUUCAAUGCGCGCGAGCUCAAGGUCUUCUUCCGGUGCUGGGUUGCCCUCUGGGUGGCGAGUCUCUUGAUCUUCAUCACCCCUUCCUUGACCAGUAUUGGUACCGCUACGUUUUUCGCGAGUCUCGUCCUCUUGUUCAACCCGCCGUCCGGAAUAGUUUUCAUUUACCUCUUGGGGGCCUUGACUCUGUUCAUUGGAAUAUGCCUAGCCUGGGCAUGGGGCGUCAUCACGAUGAAGGCCGCUUACGCGGCCAGGCCAGCAGCAGACACACAGGCCCGACUUGCAUCGUUGCAACAGACGGCGGUAGCCCAAGCCAACGCGACAGGAUCUCCGACUGCCAGUGUGGCACAGCAGCUAAUCUACGAUGGCUACAUGUUGGACACGCGUGUCACAGCGAUUACAUUCUGUCUCAUCUGCACAUUUAUCUACUUCAUGGCUCGACUGCGCGCUAGUAAUCCCAAAGCCACCUUGACCUCGAUCUUUGGAAUUAUCAUUUCGGACCUUUUUCUCAACUUCACCCCCCUUCUACCCUCGUUCUCGGGAACGCUACCUCUGACGCUCGUGAAACCGGCCGCCAUCGGUGUGGGACUUGGAUUUGCAUGCUCGGUGCUCUUCUUUCCGCGAUCGACCUCUCAUGUGGUUCUGGAUAGUAUGGAGGAUAUCGUGGAGCUGCUCAAGCAACCACUGACGUUCACCUCCGUGACGCUAGGGAAAAAAGCGCAGCAGCCGGAUGUCGACCGACUACACAAGACACACGCUCGGAUUAUCCAGGAAUAUCGAAAGAUGGAACCCGGUUUGGCCUUUCUGCCAUUGGACUUCUCAGUGGGCCGCUGGGGUCCCGAGGAGGUCGCUUCCUUCAAGGAGCCGAUGCGGCAGGUCGUGGCGGCCAUUCUUCUUUUGCUUGAAUUCCACAUCGGUCGAAUCUAUGGCGAAGUUCGCACAGAAGACAUCCUUCGUGAGCACGCCGAACAGACAAAGGAGGCCCUUAUCACGGACGAGAAGCAGCCCCGCAAGGUUGGAGCCCAACAACUCUCUCAACUCGCGGAGGUGCUAGAAGGUUUGCGCAGCCCGGACAGCCAGGAGCUGCCCCAGGAAGUCGUGGAUGAACUAGUCAGCAUGAGCGCAAUGGCGAUCGACGCGUGUCUGGAGGGAUUAGCGGUGACGAAGGAGUGCAUCCAUAUGGUCAAUUGCCGACGAUGGGUGAGGCGAGCGUCCCCAACAGAACGCGAGGAUCUGUACCAGCGAAGUCAGACAGCACUUGAGAAUCUCCGCAAGGCUCACAGCGGCUUUCUUCGCGACAUGACCGAACUCUUGAUUGGUCAUUUUGCACCUACGACAAACGGUGAGCCCCGUGACCAGCGCAAGUUAGGAGCACUCGUGGUUGGGAUGGUCUUUGAGGAACACGUCUGUAUUACAAUCACUCGUACAGAGGCUCUACUUGCCCGUGUGUCGACUGCUUUCCACGACUCGAAAGGAACCCAGCUGUGGUGGCCAACGAGUCUUCGAUACGCCGCCUCCUGGGCGUUUCGGAAGAAAGCGAAGGCACCAACAACGACAACGGUCGUGGAGGACGAUCCGGACGAGGCAGAGGACCUGACUAAAGCUGCGCAGGAAAAGCUUCGGAUCAGUCGUGGAUACCGACCGAAGCACCGCAGCCCCUUAGGACGAGCCAUUUUAGGAACCUAUCAUUGGGUUACUUCGAACGAAGGCCUCUUCGCAUUACGCAUGGUUGUUGUUACGAUCGCCCUCGGCAUCCCCGGUGUCAUCCCUCACACCGCUGGGUUCUAUUACCGGGAAAAAGGUCUUUGGGGGUUGAUCAUGGCGCAAACCGGCUUGCUUGUCUACAUGUCUGAGUUUACCUUUUCGACUCUCAGCCGACUGGUCGGGACAAUUGCUGGCGGUGUUCUAGGACUUCUGGCAUGGUAUAUUGGCUCGGCCAAUGGUCCUGGCAACCCCUAUGGAUUAUCGGCCGUUCUGGCUGUGAUGCUUGCCAUCUUGAUCUGGAUUCGACUGUACCUGCCUCCGAGCUUGCUACAAGGAGGAAUUAUGGGCGGUGCCACUUUUAUGCUCGUAGUGGCAUAUAGCUACGACGAUACACACAUUCCACAGUACGGCAACCCUGGAGUUGGCUAUACGGUCUUUUGGCGACGGCUACUCCUCGUGCUCAUCGGAGUUGGUGCCGCGACGAUUGUCCAGUUGUUUCCCCGUCCACCAUCAGCCGCCCGGCAUAUCUGCAAGACCUUGUCUCACACUGUACGAACGUUGUCCGACCACUACGCAUUGCUCUUAUCGUGUUGGGGCCGCUCCCGCCACGAUGGGCGCGUACUCGCCGAGCCGAUCUCCCUUCAGUUGACCGAAGGAUUAGUGAUGCUAGACGGGCCUAUCGAUAUGCUGCGGUUCGACUUCUCUAGUUCCCGGUUCGACAGCGAAAGCCUGGGCCGCGUGAAGCGUCUCUGCCAUAUCAUGAACCGUAGUCUGGGGCAGCUUCUACUGUUAUCCGGCACCCUCCCGAGCGAGUUUCAACAUCGACUCGCGCAACAAACCGCCCUGCUGGAUCACCAGUGCAUUGGUGAGAUCAUGGCUGUUUUGGGGAUGUGCGAACAAGCGCUGAAGACUGGCGAUGCAUUGCCUGAGAUUCUCCCCACGCCACUGGUCAGACGCGCCUUUGACUACUGGCAGUCUCACCCGGCUGAGAUUGACUUCUCCCCUGACACAGUGAGGGAUGAAAAUUAUCGCCGCUUCUGCGUGGCCUUGAGCGCGUAUCUGAAAUUCCUGGGCACGAUCGAUGAAUUAGUGCUGGUGAUUAAGGGAGUUUUGGGUGAGGCGCAUUUGGUUUCCCAUGAAUUAGGAAACUUGGUUUAA
Messenger RNA from Aspergillus caelatus, 2952 nucleotides. RefSeq lists its product as uncharacterized. The record is from RefSeq and is a predicted model, not a curated record. Bases 1 to 2952 code for a protein of 983 amino acids. Lineage: Eukaryota; Fungi; Ascomycota; Eurotiomycetes; Eurotiales; Aspergillaceae. The transcript is spliced from 4 exons.